Molecule: messenger RNA, 2348 nt
Organism: Dioscorea cayenensis subsp. rotundata (Guinea yam)
Lineage: Eukaryota; Viridiplantae; Streptophyta; Magnoliopsida; Dioscoreales; Dioscoreaceae
Product: neutral/alkaline invertase 1, mitochondrial-like
Exons: 6
Coding region: 84-1937 (617 amino acids)
Biological process (GO): sucrose catabolic process
Cellular component (GO): mitochondrion
Molecular function (GO): endo-alpha-N-acetylgalactosaminidase activity; sucrose alpha-glucosidase activity
Source: RefSeq, a predicted model, not a curated record
AUCCCAAGUUUUCAUUAGAAUUAGACCCAUCUUCACUUCCAUAUCGUUUUUUUCCCGGGAACGACGGCCGGAAAAACUCCGCCAUGAAGCCAUAUCGCCGGCUCUUAUCACAUCUCUAUAAGAUUUCCUUAUUCUUCCCGGAAUGCCCCCACCGCCGGUUCAUCGCCGGCGCUGGUCACGAUUGGCCCCGAACCAUGGGCGUGCUCGGAAUUCCCAUUAUACGUCCGGGCAGGGGCGUCCUGGGAACAACCAUUCGCUGCUACUCCACCUCGGUGGAGACGAUCGCCGGAGAGAAGCCCUUUGAUCGUGCCUGCCUGCAGAGCAUCUCCGUGAAGCCUCUCGUGCUCGAUGGCGUGGAUGCUGGAGCUUUGGAGGAGGAGGAGGAGAAGUGGGAGGAUCUGGGAAGCGAGAAAGGAGGGAAUUUGGAGGAUUUGGGUGUUGUGGAGGUGAAAGGGAGGGAGGAAUCGGAGGUGGAGAAGGAGGCUUGGCGGCUGCUUAAUCGGGCGGUGGUGAAGUAUUGUGGUAGUCCGGUGGGCACCGUGGCGGCGGAUGAUCCGGCGAUGGCGAACCAGAUGCUUAAUUAUGAUCAGGUGUUCAUCAGGGAUUUCGUGCCCUCUGCCCUUGCUUUUCUUCUCAAAGGAGAGGGCGAGAUUGUUCGGAAUUUUCUCCUCCACACCCUUCAAUUGCAGAGCUGGGAGAAGACUGUAGAUUGUUAUAGCCCUGGACAAGGAUUGAUGCCAGCUAGUUUUAAAGUUAGAACUGUAUCUUUGGAUGGAAACAAUCAAGCGUUCGAGGAGGUUUUAGACCCUGAUUUUGGUGAAUCAGCAAUUGGCCGUGUGGCUCCUGUUGAUUCAGGAUUAUGGUGGAUUAUUUUACUGAGAGCUUACGGAAAGAUUACAGGAGACUAUGCUCUGCAAGAGAGAGUGGAUGUACAAACAGGCAUCAGAUUGAUCAUGAACUUAUGUUUAUCAGAUGGUUUCGACAUGUUUCCGUCUCUUCUUGUCACUGAUGGUUCGUGUAUGAUAGACCGCCGAAUGGGAAUCCAUGGGCACCCUCUUGAGAUCCAAGCUUUGUUUUAUUCAGCUUUGCGUUGUGCCAGGGAAUUGCUCUCUGGCAAUGAAAGCUCAACAAAUCUAGUCCGCGCCAUUAAUAACAGGCUCAGUGCUUUGUCUUUCCACAUCAGAGAGUAUUACUGGGUGGAUAUGAAGAAAAUUAAUGAAAUAUAUCGGUAUAAAACUGAAGAAUAUUCACACGAUGCUAUUAACAAGUUCAAUAUCUAUCCCGAUCAAAUUCCUUCUUGGCUGAUGGAUUGGAUUCCUGAUCAUGGCGGCUACCUUAUUGGCAAUCUGCAACCAGCUCACAUGGAUUUCAGGUUCUUCUCACUUGGAAAUCUCUGGGCUAUAGUCUCAUCUUUAGCCACACCGAGACAAGCUGAGGGAAUUCUUAAUCUUAUCGAGAACAGAUGGGAUGAUCUUGUGGGUAACAUGCCUCUCAAAAUAUGUUAUCCGGCUUUAGAAUAUGAGGACUGGCGUAUUAUCACUGGCAGUGAUCCUAAGAAUACCCCUUGGUCGUAUCAUAAUGGAGGCUCUUGGCCUACACUGCUCUGGCAGUUCACGUUGGCUUGCAUUAAAAUGGGCAGACCCGGGCUAGCAGAGAAAGCUAUUGCUGUGGCAGAAGAGAGGCUUUCAAAUGAUAAAUGGCCAGAGUACUAUGAUACAAGAACUGGAAGAUUUAUUGGCAAGCAAUCCCGACUCUAUCAGACAUGGACCAUUGCUGGGUUUCUGACUUCCAAGAUGUUUUUAGAAAAUCCGGAGAUGACAUCCAUCUUGACAUGUGAUGAAGACCUCAACCUGCUCGAAGGUUGUUUAUGCGGACUUAGCAAGAACUCUCGUGUCAGGUGUUCCCGACUGGCCGCCAAAUCACAGGUCCUUGUGUGAUCACACAAAAGAAACCAAGUUAUUGUCUUUUCUUCCUGUAUAGAAGAAACUUAUUCUCCAGAUUUCAACACAGUGACAGAAGAAACAGAGUACUUCAUAGUUCAUAGCACACUCGAGAAAUUGAAUCACACUUCCAUCUUUGUCACUCUAUGUCUAUGCAAUGUUUAACUGCUACAGAGAUUAUGAUCAGGUCAUGCUUUGAUGAAUGUUGAGGACAUGACACUAUGAUAAGAGUUUCUGCUGAAAUAUAUCUAUACAUCAUCAAAGCAGCUUAUGAUUAAUGUUAUAGCUAUGACUUGAAUUGGAGUACAUGUAAGUGUUACAGAUUGUGGUUUGUACCUAUAAAAUGACUCGAAAGAUGUACAAUGUCCUUGAUUUCAAUGAAAGAAAUGUUCGGCAUGUUUUUAUUUA